AUGGCUCGGGCGGCCGAGCAGCACAGCGAGGAAUCGCAACCGCUCACCAGCGCCGGCGAGCGGAGCGAUUCGUUUGACGAAGACAGGCGACCAUCUAGAUCAUCGGCAUCAACCACAUCCUUCAUCCUGGAACAUGCAUCGGACAAUGCGGCAAUAAGAGCAAAGGAAGCUCUCUACACAGACAUUUCAGCACCAGAAGAGCUAGAGUUGGAAGAUCAGGUCGCCUGGCAAAGAGCGAGUAAAUCUGCUGAUAAGAAAGCUCGGCGAGUGCUGUAUAUGCUCGUCGCCAUUGGUGUGGUGGGAUGGGUCGCCGCAUUGUUUCUAUUCUUGGGCCAGGAUCGACAUGUACCACAUUCUGCAAGACCWCACGAUCCGCACGCGACGAGUACAACUGGAAAUGGCAAGAAGGUUACUUUCCAGCAAGUCCUCAAUGGCGAGUGGUAUCCAAGCACAYACGCAAUCAAGUGGAUUGCUGGUCCUGCUGGGGAAGAUGGAUUGUUGCUGGAGCGUGGCGGCGCGGACGGACGGGACUACUUGGUGGUAGAAGAUGUGCGGUAUCGGGGAGAGGACGUGACCACGCAGAAGAAGCACAGCACCACAUUGAUGAAGAACGGCUAUUUCCAAGUCGGCACCAUCAAUGUCAAUGUGCACGAGGCCUGGCCGAGCGCCGACCACAAGUACGUGCUCGUGCAGAGCGACUAUCAGAGCAAUUGGAGACACAGUAAUACGGGCAAGUAUUGGAUUUACAAUGUGGAAACGCAGACAGCGGAAGCUCUCGACCCGGAGAACAUUGAUGGAAGAAUUCAGCUUGCCUCGUGGAGUCCGAAGAGCGAUGCUGUCGUCUUCACUAGGGACAACAACAUGUUCAUCCGUCAUUUGAAUAGCAAGCGCGUCAAUACCAUCACCACGGACGGUGGAGAGAACCUGUUUUACGGAAUACCUGACUGGGUGUAUGAAGAGGAAGUUCUGGCAGAAGGCGGAGCAACAUGGUGGAGUGGUGAUGGAAAGUACGUGGCGUUCUUCAAGACCGAUGAGAGCAAAGUCCCGACCUUCCCUGUGCAGUAUUUCUUCAGCAGACCGAGCGGCAAGCAACCCGCUGCCGGCGAGGAGAACUACCCGGAGGUACGAAACAUCAAGUAUCCAAAGGCGGGCGCUCCCAUGUCUGUCGUGGACCUGCAGUUCUACGAUGUCGAGAAGGCGGAGAUGUUCUCCGUCCCGAUCAGUAGCGACUUUGCCAACGACGACCGGCUGAUUACCGAAGUCGUCUGGGCUGGUGAGACUGGCAAGGUGCUCAUCCGCUCCACUAACCGCGAGAGCGAUAUCUUGAAAACCAUCCUCAUUGACGCAAAUGCGCGAAAUGGUAAGACUGUUCGUGAACGAGACGUGCAGAAGCUGGACGGCGGCUGGUUGGAGGUAUCUCACACGACCAAAUUCGUUCCGGCGGAUCCCACGGCAGGACGGCCUGAAGAUGGUUACAUUGAUACUAUCAUUCAUGACAACUAUGAUCAUCUUGCUUAUUUUACCCCCUUGGACAACGACCAGCCCAAAUUGCUCACAUCGGGAGAAUGGGAGGUUGUAUCAGCACCAUCUAGUGUUGACCUUGAGAACAACAUCGUUUACUUCAUCGGAACCAAGGACGGUAGCACUCAGCGACAUUUAUACUCUACACACUUGRACAAAGGCCCGGAAAGCAUCGAAGCUGUCACGAACAACAAGGAGAUUGGCUACUACGACGCCUCAUUCUCCGCUCACAGCCAGUUCAUGCUGCUUUCCAAUAAAGGACCAGGUAUCCCGUGGCAGAAAGUCCAGUCUACGCCGACCAACACGGACGCAAAGCUCGACGUCUCGAUUGAAACAAAUGAGGGACUCAAGGAACUGGCACAGAAGACGGAAUUACCGAUCGAGAUCUACCAGACAGUGAAUGUGGAUGGCUUUGAGCUGAACGUCGUCGAAAGGCGACCUCCACAUUUCGAUCCGAAAAAGAAGUACCCAGUCCUAUUCUACUUGUAUAACGGCCCCGGCUUCCAACUAGUGGACCGAAAGUUCACCGUCGACUUUCAAUCAUACGUUGCGAGCUCGCUGGGUUACAUUGUUGUCAGUGUCGACGGCCGCGGGACCGGCUUUCUUGGCCGCAAGCACAGAUGUAUCGUUCGAGGCAACAUUGGGUACUGGGAAGCACACGACCAGAUUGCCGUUGCAAAGCAGUGGUCCGCAAAGAAUUAUGUCGAUUCUGAACGCAUGGCUAUCUGGGGCUGGAGUUACGGCGGCUUCAUGACUCUCAAGACCCUGGAAACGGACAAGGGACAGACCUUCAAGUAUGGAAUGGCUGUCGCUCCUGUGACUGACUGGAGGUUUUACGACUCCAUCUACACCGAGCGAUACAUGCACACUCCACAACACAACAAAGCGGGCUAUGACAACGCUACCAUCAGUGACAUGGACGGUUUGAGGGGCAAUGUUCGCUUCCUUGUGAUGCAUGGUGUGAGCGACGACAAUGUGCAUUUCCAGAAUACACUGCAGCUGUUGGAUCGUCUCGAUCAGUCGAAUGUGCGGAAMUAUGAUGUGCAUGUGUUCCCGGACAGCGAUCACAGCAUUUACUUCCAUAAUGCUAAUACUGUGGUCUACGAAAAACUGCGUGACUGGCUCACUAAUGCGUUUAAUGGCGAAUGGCUUCGGGUGGAUGAUCCCAAGCCGAUGAGGAUUGGGCAGUAA
Ramularia collo-cygni is the source of this 2712-nucleotide messenger RNA. Its product is annotated as probable Probable dipeptidyl-aminopeptidase B. The transcript has 2 exons. Lineage: Eukaryota; Fungi; Ascomycota; Dothideomycetes; Mycosphaerellales; Mycosphaerellaceae. The record is from RefSeq and is a predicted model, not a curated record. Gene Ontology annotation, molecular function: serine-type peptidase activity; dipeptidyl-peptidase activity. Gene Ontology annotation, biological process: proteolysis. Bases 1 to 2712 code for a protein of 903 amino acids.